Molecule: messenger RNA, 3777 nt
Organism: Chiroxiphia lanceolata (lance-tailed manakin)
Lineage: Eukaryota; Metazoa; Chordata; Aves; Passeriformes; Pipridae
Gene: MAK
Product: male germ cell associated kinase
Exons: 13
Coding region: 512-2302 (596 amino acids)
Biological process (GO): intraciliary transport; intracellular signal transduction; protein phosphorylation
Cellular component (GO): nucleus; cytoplasm; cilium
Molecular function (GO): protein serine/threonine kinase activity; ATP binding
Source: RefSeq, a predicted model, not a curated record
CAGAGCACACCAGCCUUAAACACACUUCUCUUGUUCUAGGGAAUAAUGACAGUAAUCUUAGCUCUCCAGUCUCUGCUUACUCUAACCCUAAUUGUGCAGUAGGUACUUUUCUGUGGUUUGAAGGAUUUAAAGGAACUAGUGACAAUCAAGUGUUCUAUUUAAAGAACACAUACAGUUCUGGAGGGGUAGUUUGAUACAAAUAGUAGUGUCUCUUUUCUAAAAUCUUGGAAAAUUAUGUAGUUUCCUUUUUUUUUUUUUUUUAUUUUAUUUUAAGGAUCUAUGUGAGAAUGACCAUGUUCUUGUGUCUCUUAUACUUCAUAUCUGGAUCUCAAAGUAGCUGUAGUUUGGGGGAGACCAGUGAAUGUCCUGCUCCGUUAUGAGAAGCGUUUGCCAACAUAAAGCAAUCUGGAAGAAGAUUUCUCUUAAGAAAAUCAAAGAGCAUAGAAUCCUUUAACAAAGCAGAAGACACUGAGAAUUUCAUAAGCUUUUGGCUAUCCGAGUCUUAAAAGAAAUGAACCGUUACACAAUUAUGAAACAACUAGGUGAUGGCACCUAUGGCAGUGUAUUGAUGGGGAAGAGCAACGAGUCAGGAGAACUUGUGGCUAUCAAAAGAAUGAAAAGAAAGUUCUAUUCAUGGGAUGAAUGUAUGAAUUUGAGAGAAGUCAAGUCUCUGAAGAAGCUAAACCAUGCCAAUGUAAUAAAAUUGAAAGAAGUCAUACGAGAAAAUGACCACCUUUACUUUGUAUUUGAAUAUAUGAAGGAAAAUCUCUAUCAGUUAAUGAAGGAUAGAAACAAGUUGUUCCCCGAGUCAGUCAUCAGAAACAUGAUGUAUCAGAUAUUACAAGGGCUGGCUUUUAUCCACAAACAUGGAUUUUUUCAUAGAGAUAUGAAGCCUGAAAACCUUCUCUGUAUUGGACCAGAACUUGUGAAAAUAGCAGAUUUUGGUUUGGCUAGAGAACUAAGAUCUCAGCCACCUUACACAGAUUAUGUUUCUACCAGGUGGUACCGUGCUCCUGAAGUUUUGCUGAGAUCAUCUAUCUAUAGCUCACCUAUUGAUAUGUGGGCAGUUGGCAGCAUAAUGGCUGAAUUAUACACACUAAGACCUCUUUUCCCAGGCACAAGUGAAGUAGAUGAAAUCUUCAAAAUUUGCCAAGUACUGGGGACUCCAAAGAAGAGUGACUGGCCAGAAGGAUACCACCUUGCUUCUGCCAUGAAUUUCCGUUUCCCACAAUGUGUCCCUAUAAGCCUAAAAACUCUCAUCCCAAAUGCAAGCAAUGAAGCAAUACAGCUUAUGAGUGACAUGCUAAACUGGAAUCCAAAGAAGAGACCUACAGCAAGUCAGGCUUUGAAGUAUCCUUACUUUCAAGUUGGCCAAAUUUUAGGACCUCCUCCACAGUAUCUGGAGAAGCAGACUCCUAUUAAACCGGUUCAGCCAACAGAGCCAAAGCCAGCUUUUCCUAAACUGGAAGCUAUAUCCAAGCCAGAACCUCUGUCUUCACCUGAUUUACCUGACAAAACAGAGCCACAGCCCCUGCCAAAGGUUAACCACCAGCCUCUCCAGCAAAUUCAGUUGCCUCAGAAUACAGCAAACCAGCAAGUACCAAAGCAGCAGCAGCCACAAGCACAACCAUUUUUUCCAAUUAUCAAUAAAAAUUCAUCGCCUAAACAAGCAGCUAGUGGCCCUCUGAAUGUUGCACUAGGUCCUAAAAGCUGCAGAAGACGAUGGGGCCAGACUUUGGUAAAGGCUAUGGAUAGCUGGGAUGACUUGGAUGACCCUGAAUUUGGAAUGUCAUGUUCAAAGAAGCCUAGCAUUGCAUUGUUAAAAGAAAAGAAAAACAAGGAAUUUAUUUUUAGUGUGCCAGAACCAAAGCCUUCAUGCUGUAUCCAGCCAGGAGCGGAAAAUAAGGUUCUGAUGAGAAAUGAUUCUGGAAGAUCAAAUACAUCAGCAAAACAGUACUAUCUAAGACAAUCAAGAUAUCUACCUGGUGUAAACCCAAAGAGUGUCUCUUUAGCAGCAGUCAAUAGAGAAGGAUCACAAGGAACCUGGAACAACCAGUUGUUUUCUAAAUCGCUGGCACAUACUGGAGGAGGAUUGACUUUCAGCAGAAAUACUACAGAUGAGAACUUAAUUAUACCUAUUGAAAAGCUAUCAUGCAAAGAAAGGUUUAAUGAAAAAUUAGAAGAUCCAAAAGAAUCAGGUGUGUGUUGUUUGAGAUGGGGGUAUGGCCUUGGCCACCCUUGUGGACAUCAUGGCAAUGAGUGCUUGCCUAUAGACCAGCUGCCAGACCUCCUGGAUGCCUGAUGGAUGAUUACUUCUCUAGCAAGAACCCCUUCCUUUGUAUGGCAGUAGUCAGAGGUAAGGCACUGUGCUUUUAAAUAGGAUGUUUUUAAAUUUGUAGUUAUUCUGUUAUUUUAUAUUGAACUUUUUUUCCUGCUUCCCUUGUUCUCAUCCAACAAAAGAUCACCCCUGCAGACUGUUCAUCCUGGCUGCACUUUUUCACUUCCUGCAGAAGAAUUCAUAAAGGACAUUGGACACUGAGAGGUAAGGAGAACCAAAAAGAUGGUUGAACAAUUUUUGACAGCUAUGCAGCUUUGCCGAGCUGUAGCAAAGAAGCAGAUAGAAGUAGUCUUUUCGAGGUUGUAUUAAUUGAGGCCUGUCAUGUUCUUAUUUUCAGACCUCAGAAUUUUAAGGAAUGCUAUUGAGUUCUCAGAUCUGAACUACUCCCAAUAGCUAGGAACUGGGGAAUAAGAGAAUGUGUGUGUAUAUAUCCACAAGCAGGUGAAUGAACCACUAAAACUGUGUUGUUUUGGUUUUCAGGCAAAUUCCUGAAAAGGAAGAACAACUUCGACUCUACAAGAAAGUUAAAUUUUAUUGGAAUACUUCAUUAAAGUUUUAUUUUUCACCAACUGUACUGAUGUGUCAUUCUUUACUGUGGAAACUGGUAUCAAGUGGACAGAGGAAAGCUACAUGGAGACCCAACUAUUUGCAGAGCUGUGAAGUGACAGUUUGAGGAGACUGGCAAAACUGAGUUAUCUGAAUGCUUUUUGUUAGUGCUCCUGAACAGGGAGGUUUGCAACAACCCAAUGCAGCUGUAAUUAGCUGAGGAUACCUAUUUUGGGUUGUAGAUGACCACUUUUGCAGCUUAUAGAUCCACUGCUCUGAGCUCUGACAUCAUCAGAGAGGACUGAGAGUGUUUGUGUGAAGAGGAACAUUAUGGGAUUGCACAAAGGCUAGGAAUUUAGGAGACAAAAACUGUCAAAACAGAUACUGCAUGUUUAGUGCAACUACCACUGAAACUAUGAUGAAUAUGCUCACAUUUAAUAAAGGUUAAAACAAACUACUGUGUAUGGCCUUGUAUUUCACAAUAUAAUACUACUGAACACAGAAACAUACCACUAGAGAAAAGCAUUUCUCUCUGGACAUUGUGCCAGCACAGUCUUUACACUGUCCCAAGUGAUGACAGAUAUGAGGAAGGUAAGAAAUUUUCUUGGAGCAGGGAAUCUAAGUAUUGUAACAGAUCCUUCUGCCACUGAACAUUAAUUUCAGUACUAAUUUUGUGUGUACAUGCACAAUGCUUCUCAGCUUCCAAAUGAGGAUGGUUAUGUCAACCUUCCCAUGAGAGUACUGCUUUAAAGAAAGAUCUGAACCAAAACUAGGCAUAAUAUUAUAACCAGGGUUAAAGAAAGAGGGUAGUUGGGUCUGACCUUUAUAGUAGGCCUUUUAGCUGUGGGACUGGCAGUCAACUUCAAGUGGUGCACCACUUCCCAAAAGAGAAG